Molecule: messenger RNA, 1492 nt
Organism: Amphimedon queenslandica
Lineage: Eukaryota; Metazoa; Porifera; Demospongiae; Haplosclerida; Niphatidae
Exons: 8
Coding region: 48-1415 (455 amino acids)
Biological process (GO): glutathione metabolic process
Cellular component (GO): cytoplasm
Molecular function (GO): glutathione transferase activity
Source: RefSeq, a predicted model, not a curated record
CUCUGAAUGGGCGUGGUCUUAUUUUGGCUUGAAGAGGUUUCUGAAAAAUGCUGAAGUUUUAUUAUGACUCAUUUUCUCAGCCAUGCAGGGCAUUGCUGAUUCUCCUGGAGUUUAAUAAUGUUCCUUAUGAACCCUGUUUGAUCAACUUGGCAAGAGGGGAUGGGUUUAAGGAAGAGUUUCGUAAAGUGUCACCAGCUGGUAAGGUUCCGGCUAUUGAUGAUGAUGGAUUUCAAUUAGUUGAAAGUGCUGCAAUAAUGAAGUAUGUUGUUUCUAAGUACAGGCUACCUGAUCACUGGUAUCCUAAAGACAUACGUAAAAGAGCAAAGAUCGAUGAGUAUCUCAGUUGGCACACUGAUAACUUGAGGAAUGGAGCUGCCUCUUACAUGUUCCACAAGUACAUUGGUAAAAAGAUGAUGGGGCUUGUACAUGAUGAGAAGAGAAUUAAAGAUGCAAAGAAGAUGCUACAAAAAAGUGUCAAGAUGAUUGAGAGCCGUUUUCUAAAGGACACCCCAUUCAUUAAUAGUCACAAGAUUACAGUGGCUGAUCUUCAAGCAUUGUGUGAACUGACUCAGCUGUGGAUAGUGGAAGGAGAGAUAGAUCCUUUGAGAGAGAGUCCAAAAUUAAAGGAAUGGAUGGAUAGAUGCACACGAACUCUCGGUGCAUCUUUUGACAGAGCUCAUGCUUUGCUGUACAGAGCUAGAGGGAAAGGAACUUUUAAUAGUAAACUAAACAUGUCUGGACUUAAGCUUUUCUUUGAUGCUUUUUCUCAGCCAUCUAGAUCAGUGUGGCUUUUACUAGAGACAAAUGCAAUACCUUUUGUUCCCUCGCUAGUGAACAUUGCCAGUGGUGACCAGCAUACAAGAAAGGAUUUCUUAGAAGUUGCCCCCAGUGGUACAGUCCCUGCAAUUGAUGACAAUGGAUUCUAUUUAUUUGAAAGCUCUGCAAUUAUGAAAUAUAUUGUAAGUAAAUACCAAUUACCUGAUCACUGGUAUCCAAGCGAUAUGAGCAAGAGAGCAAAAAUUGAUGAAUAUCUUAGCUGGCAUACGGGCAAUUUGAGAAUGGGAGCUGCUGGCUAUAUGUUCAUGAAGUAUAUUGCUAAAAAGAUGCUUGGUAAAGAGCCGGAGGAGAAAAAUGUUGAAGAGGCGUAUAACAUGCUACAGAAGAGCAUGAACCUAAUUGAGAAUUACUACCUUAAGGAUACUCCAUUCAUCAACAGUAAAGAGAUAUCAAUUGCUGACAUACAAGCUGCUUGUGAAUUUACCCAGUUCUACAUGGCUGAUCUUGAUAUGCUGAAGGACAGACCUCAUUUGAAUGAUUGGAUGGAGAGAUGUAAGUCUGAGCUCUCACCUAAGUUUGAUGCUGUGCAUGCUAUGGUGUACUUGGCAAGAGAGAAAGGAGCUUUUAAAGAUCUGUAACGUUAAAAAUUAGUAAAACUUACAAAUGUCAAGUGUACAACAUUUUGUGCAUUAUUAGUCUAUUUAAAAAUUUUGAA